GAUGAGAUGAUAAGAGUCCGAGGAUCAUUUCUGGGACCUAUAAUAAAGCUCAGUGAGAGAGGAUUGAAGUUAUCAGCAAAGAUAGUCUACGCCAUUCUCACUAGAAGCAUCGUUUCUGUCAAGGAGAAUGAAGCCUGGUUCCAUUUCGGUGCGCAGCCAAUGAGGUUCUCUAUAAGAGAAUUUCAUAUGAUGACAGGCUUGAAAUGUAGUGGUGCAUUAGAAGGACCACGAAGGGAACCGAGAGAUUUAAUUGGGAAUUGCUAAAGGGGCGUAGUCAUAAGUUAAGUGACGUGGUGGACCAGCUCAGAAACACAAGAGAAGAUGCUUCUGAGGAGAGAGUAUGCCUCGCAAUGCUCAUCCUGGUAGAGAGCAUAUUAUUGCGGAAGAGCAAAGGAGGGAGUUUUCCUUUGGAAUAUGCGAAAAAUGCACAGGAUAUGACAUAUCCAUGGGGAAAAGAGGCUUACAUUGUGCUCCUGAAGUCAAUUCAAAACGCUGUCGCGAAUCAUUUGGAGAAUAAAUCCAAAUUUGAGUUGCAAGGUUAUCCUCUAGUAUUCCUUCUUUGGAUACUAGAGUCGAUUCCUUUGCUAAGGAAUAAGUUCAGUAAGUGUGUACCAACAGUUGAGGUUCCUGGGCCGACUUACUUGUGUGAAAAAUACACUGAGAUAGAGAAUCCAUCACUUGAUAGGGUUUUACAGGUUGAAGCUGAUACAAAGCUGAAGGUCCAUUGCAUACUACCUUCUAUUCCUCAUGAUCCAGAAGAUGAUAUCUCCAUUGAAGACAAAUAUAGUGACGAGUUGGAAACAGUGAAAGAUGUAACAAAGAAAGGGUACAAGAUUACAGCCGAUGACUGGGAAAAUAGGUGUGUAGACACAUUUGACACAUUGGAUGCUCUUAUUCAAAUGAUGGCAAAUAAGGAGACUGGCCAAGCUUCUACUCCGAUUGAUGAGGAUUCAGUAAAUGAAAAAGUGAACAGGAUCAUCACGGUAAUGGAGGAGAAUCUGAAGAGCAUGAAGGAUCGAAUGUCAUUACUGGAAGAAGAAAACAUACAUCUUAGAGCUCGUGUGUCAGAGUUGGAAGGAAACAGCAAUGUUUUUCCCACUAACGUGACACAAAAGCGAUCCAGUGGGACACCUUUAUCUCCAAUGUCUCACACGCAACCAUCCAGUGGGACACCUUUAUCUCCAAUGUCUCACACGCAACCAUCGAGUGAGACACCUUUAUCUCCAAUGUCUCAACAGCCUAAUUUGACACAUGAGGAGACAAUGAUUGAAUCAGCUGCAUCUCCAAAGUCUCAACAAAAUGAGGAUUACACGCAAUCAUCGAGUGAGACGCCUUUAUCUCCAAUGUCUCAACAGCCUAAUUUGACAAAUGAGGACACAAUGAAUGAAUCAGAUGAUGAAACUCCUGCCCUUGAUACACAAGUAUUCUCUCCUAAUCUGACAAAAGAGAAAGAAACAGAAACGUCUACCGAUGAGAGGCCAUCCAAUCCUAAUCAAGAUGGAAAACCAGAUGAUGAGAUUGUGAGAGAGAAAUUAACAAGUGAGUCACCUGCUAGUCAGAGUCAAGUUUUGCAGAAAGAAACAGUAGAAAUGAAUGAGACACCUUCUUCUCCAAUAGCUCCAAAGAGUAUUGAAACUCCCGUUUAUACUCCAAGUCAGACUCAGCAGAUUGAGAGAGAGCCAUCGGAUGACACGCCUGCCCUUGAUACUCAAGUUUUUACUCCUAAUCUGACAAAAGAGAGGGAAACACAAACCUCUACUGAUGAAACGCCACCCAAAACUAAUCAAGGAGAAGGAAAACCAGAUGAUGAGAUUGUGAUUGAGUCACCUGCUGCUCAGACUCAAGUUUUGCAAAAAGAAACACUGGAAAUGAAUGAGACACCUUCUUCUCCAAUAUCUCCAAAGAGUAUUGAGGCUCAAGUUUUUACUCCAAUUCAGAAACAGCAGACGGUAACAGAGGAAACGUAUGAGGCUACACAGCCAUUGACUGAGAUCAUUUCAGCAAACAAUAAAAAGGAGGAUACACAUGCUGUGCAUUACAGACCUUCCUCUCCAUUGUCUUCACUAAUUGCACUAGUUAUUGAAGAAAAUAAGAAUGCUUUGAGUGAGACAGAAACUGCGACCCAAUAUUUUUCUACAAGUGAAGGAGAGCAUUCACAAUCAAAUGUUUCGAAGACACAGCCUCUUACUCCGCAAACACAGCACCUUCAGACAAGUGAGGGAGAUCAAUCCGAUGAGACACCAUCAGAGCAGAAUCAAGCAGAAGAAAAUCUCAAGGAUACUACAGAACCUACUACUGAGCUAGUUUCCACAGAUGUUUCGAAGAUGCCGCCUAUUACUCUGCAAACAGAGCAUCUUCAGACAAGUGCUAUAGAUUUUUCAGAAACAAACGAGGUUGAAGUAAGCAGGCUUCUAGCUCACUUUCAAAUAGGCGCAGAGGUUGAGAUUUUGUCUACUGAUGACGAAAUAUGGUAUCCAGGAAAGGUUGUUGAUCUUAAACUGUGUGAAGGACUAGAGGAGCUGACAGUUGAGUACACGACACUCUUCACAGACCAACAUAGACUUCAGAAACUUCAGGAUACUAUCACGGCUGACAAAAUACGUCCUGCAACACCAACUAGUGACCAAAAAUCCUUUGAGAUGAUGGAUAAGGUAGAAGCCUUCUACAACAAUGGCUGGAGCAGCGGACAAAUUAGCAUGGUACUUGGUGAUAACACAUACUCGGUGUGUCUCUAUACUUCUAUGGAAACUAUUCUAUUCAAACAUUCAGAUUUGCGAAUUCAUAGAGAAUGGAAAGAUGGAGUCUGGAAGAUGGCAGAUAAGGUGAAGCCUGAUAAGAAAAGGAAAGCUGCUGCCUCAUCACAAAAUUCAGGAUGGAUAUGUUUUCCUAAGAAGGAGCGAGAGGGUGCCUAA
Messenger RNA from Brassica rapa (field mustard), 2912 nucleotides. Its product is annotated as fibrous sheath CABYR-binding protein-like. Lineage: Eukaryota; Viridiplantae; Streptophyta; Magnoliopsida; Brassicales; Brassicaceae. The record is from RefSeq and is a predicted model, not a curated record.